AUGACGAGGGCUGUGAAGUGUGUUGCGAGUAGUGUGUGUGAAGCCGGUGCAGUGGCCUUGGGCGCGGUCGUCGUCCGGGUGAGCAUGGGAGGACCUGUGCGUUUGGCAGGUGGCCAGGCCGGUCUGUUCAAGUUGCUGGUUAGAAGCCGGGAGGAAGAGACGUACACACUUGUUGUUGGAGACGGCGUGAUGCAUUGGGAAGAUACGCGCGAAUCGAUAGGUACCUGCGAGCCCAGAGAUGUGUGUGAACCGAGAGGUGUAUGCGACUCUGGUGAUGUGUCCGAAGACAACAUGGCCGACAACAACAUGGUCGACAACAACAUGGUCGACAACAACAUGGUCGACAACAACAUGGCCGACAACAACAUGGUCGACAACAACAUGGUCGACAACAACAUGGCCGACAACAACAUGGUCGACAACAACAUGGCCGAUGGGGUCCAGACAGGCUGUGUGAGUUCUGACUUAAUUGAGAAGCGCAUUUGGAAUAUUCUGGAUCGAAGCCGGAAUAUAUCUGGCAUCGUCUUGCCGUUGACACAAUUGAAGAAGUUCAGGUGCAAUAUUCGGAACUCGCUGGAAGAAGAGUGUACACAUAUAAGUGGUGUCGUGGUGAAUGGCAAAGUAUUAUAUGAUCUUGGUUUCCCCUGGCAACGACGAUCGAUGUCAGGGGUUGAACAACAACAAGUCUCAGUCAAACGUGAGCAUCUAGAUAGAAAGCUCCACAUAGCAAGGACACGACUCGCUACGGUUGAGCAACUACUAAAAGCGAAGAGACAAGGUGAUGCCGUCAAAUGGCUCGAACGUCAAUCACAACUUCGUAAAGAAAGGAAAGAACGACAACUUGAAAUACAUCGACUCAUCAAAGAGCAACUCGAUCUCCAAUGA
Molecule: messenger RNA, 885 nt
Organism: Gregarina niphandrodes
Lineage: Eukaryota; Apicomplexa; Conoidasida; Eugregarinorida; Gregarinidae
Product: putative transmembrane protein
Exons: 1
Coding region: 1-885 (294 amino acids)
Source: RefSeq, a predicted model, not a curated record